Messenger RNA from Hemiscyllium ocellatum (epaulette shark), 4990 nucleotides. It is a transcript of the gene rab3gap2, whose product is annotated as RAB3 GTPase activating protein subunit 2 (non-catalytic). NCBI's taxonomy places the organism in Eukaryota, Metazoa, Chordata, Chondrichthyes, Orectolobiformes, Hemiscylliidae. Gene Ontology annotation, biological process: regulation of GTPase activity. The coding region runs from base 105 to 4241 and encodes 1378 amino acids. The record is from RefSeq and is a predicted model, not a curated record. The transcript is spliced from 35 exons.
GGUGUUGUGUGAUCGCCGCUGCCUCAGCUGGAGCGGGAGGACGAGGCCGUACUCUCGGGCAGCGGAGGGGAGGGAGUCGGCUGCGGGUGACAAUCUCACUCACCAUGUCCUGCAGCCUGCUGCAUUUCUGCUCCUUCCAGGACCUGGGGACCGUCCGUGAUUUCCUCUUUCCUCCGGUGAAAGAGGAAUCGAGCAGCGGCGAUAAAGAACAUAACUGGGAAGAUGAAGACUGGGGAGCAUGGGAGGAUGGUGAAUUGAAAGAACCUAGGGAAGAUAAUUCUACAAGCAAGGCACCCACAUUGUCAUGGCUUCAAGACUGUGUGAUCUCACUGUCACCAACAAAUGAUCUUAUGGUGAUAGCAAGGAAUCAGAAAGCUGUAUUUUUAGUCCCAAAAUGGAAGCCUAAUGAAAAGGCUAAAGAUGAAAUGCAGUAUUGUGUUACAUGGAGUGGUAUUUUGAGCACUGAAGAAGGGGAAUGCAUCAGUAGUGCAAUUUGUAUUCCACUUGCAAGUCAGAAAAGAAGCUCCACAGGUCGACCAGACUGGACAUGUAUAAUUGUUGGUUUUAACUCUGGAUAUGUUCGAUUUUACACUGAGAAUGGAGUUCUUCUUUUAGCACAACUUUUAAAUGAAGAUCCAGUUUUGCAACUGAAAUGUCGAACUUAUGAAAUUCCCAGACAUCCUGGUGUUACAGAACAGCAUGAAGAAUUGAGUAUUCUAUAUCCAGUUGCUCUUGUAACAAUAGAUGGAUUCAGCCUCUUUCAGUCUCUUCGGGCCUGUAGAAACCAGGUAGCAAGAGCUGCAGCUUCAGGUGCUGAAAGUGUACAACCUCCACCACUAACUUACAAGAAAUGGGGCCUGCAGGAUGUUGAUAUGAUAGUGGAUCAUGCAAGCAUUGGUAUUAUGACCCUUUGUCCAUUUGAUCAGUUGAAGACUGCCUCUAUUUUAGGUGGAUUUAAUGCCACUGUAAAAAGCAGUCCACCAGCAAUGUCAGAAUAUGUAACUGUUGGAUCUGGUCCAUUUGCUGGUUUCUUCUAUGCUUUGGAAGGUAGCACCCAGCCAUUGCUAUCACAUGUUGCUUUAGCAGUUGCCAGCAAGCUUACAUCUGCUUUAUUUAAUGCAGCUAGUGGAUGGCUUGGUUGGAAGAGCAAACAUGAUGAAGAGCUGGUGCAGAAACAGAAACCAAAAGUUGAGCCAGCAACUCCUCUUGCUGUAAGGUUUGGCAUUCCAGACUCCCGUCGGCGUGGAGAAAAUAUUUGUUUAUCACCCUGCAAUACUCUGGCAGCUGUGACAGAUGAUUUUGGCCGAGUCACUUUGUUAGAUGUGGCAAGAGGUGUGGCAAUACGCAUGUGGAAAGGAUACCGCGAUGCGCAGGUUGGCUGGAUCCAGGUAUUAGAAGAUCUUCAAGAAAGAGAAACAGAGAAGAGCAAUUUCUCUCCUUUCAGUAGUCCCACAGGCCUAAGACGAGUGGCUCAGUUCCUGGUGAUCUAUGCCCCAAGGAGAGGAAUCCUGGAAGUGUGGAGCACACAGCAAGGUCCAAGGGUUGGGGCAUUUAAUGUCGGGAAAUACUGCAGGUUACUGUAUCCUGGAUACAAGAUUAUGGGAUUGAACAAUGUGACCAGCCAGGGUUGGCAGCCACAAACCUUUCAGAUUUGUCUAAUUGAUCCAGUAGAUGGUAACGUGAAAACCGUCAGUGUUCCUUUCCAUCUUGCUCUUAGUGAUAAGAAGAGUGAAAGAGCGAAGGAUAUGCAUCUAUUGAAGCGACUAACUACUUUGUUGAAGGCCAAAGUCUCAAGUUCUGAAAAUCUGGAAACUGAAAUAAAGAUGCAUCUUCUUGAUAUUAAGUAUCCUGCUAUGAAAAAGCAGGCCUUAGAAAAAUUGUUGGCGAGUAAAAAUAUCCCAUUAUCCAGCUUAACAAAUUUAAUUCAGGCUUUGUUGGACAGCUUAAUGAGUCAAGAUCCUGAAAGUGUGGAUGAAGGAUUGUUGCAAUUUAGUCUCUGCCAGCUGAAACUGCUUCACCUUUAUACUUGUGUGGACCAGCUCAACGCUAAAGACCUUGAACAUGGUGAAGCCAAAACGAGCAAUGACUUGGCUACUUUGCUGCGAUUGGAAGAAAGGGAAAUUGUAAAAAUUCAAACGCUGCUGGAUAAUUAUAAACAAGGAAACACCAGAUGUGCAGUCCACUUUGAGGAGGACAAAAACUAUAAACUACCAAUCCAAAUGUUUCUGGAAUAUCUUGAGUUUGAAAAAGAAGUAAUCAAUGUGAAGAAACUAAGUGAAGAUGAGUGUGUGGCUUUAGGAGGUUUCUUUUUUUGGAAGUCUCUCUGUGGGGGAAGCUCUGCAGAGGAAAUGUGCCGUUUGCUGGAGUCUGCAGGAGCGAGGCCUCAACAGUUCUUGACAUUACUUCUCAGUAUGUGGCUCUAUAAAGAGAGAGAAAUUCUCAAGAGUGAGGAAUCCAUUCACAACCUCCACAUGACGCUGUCUGUCUUAAACCAGAUGAAAGGUGCAAUAGAUAACUCGUGGGACCUUCAGUCAGUGAGUCCGUGGUGGCAACAAAUGCGUUCUGUGUGCGCACAGUCUGAGAAUAUUGGAGCUGCGUUGUUAGCUGCACUUGUUGGAAGAAGUGUGGCCAUCAAUGCAACAAACAGCCUGGUUGAAAAAGAUCUGGAAGUUAUGUCUUCAGAUGGAAUGACCGAUUCUUGGGAAGCAUUGUCUCUCGAUAUGGAACACUGGAAUCUAUUACUGAGACAGCUUGAGGAUUGCCUUAUACUACAAACGUUGCUACACAGCAGAGGGAAAAAAACAUCCAGUACAACCUGCCAACGUUCUGAACCACUUACCAGCAUUUCUGUAAAAAAGCUUUUGGAAGGUGGUCGAGGAGUUGUUGCUGAUGGAGUGGCAAAAUGGGUUUUCAACCUAAAUCUUGUUCCGAGCAUCUUGAAACAGGCCCAUCAACCCAAGAGAUUAGAGAAUGCAGAGGAACGAGUGGAAGAAGAGAACAGAGUCCCUGUGAGUGAGAAGUACAAAGAGCUUGACCUAGAAAGGAUACUUGAGUUGCUCCGGUUGGCUUAUGAGCGAUUCCCCUGCAGUCUAGAAUCUGAUGCUCUUCAUGCUCAUUGUUGUUGGGAAUAUGUAGUGCAAUGGAACAAAAAUCCAGAGGAAGAUCGUUUUUUGAGCAUAUCUGUGGACCAUCUGAAAUGCAUUGGCAAUGCUCAUGUUCAGCGUGGAGUUGCUGUAAUGAUGUGGAACACCUUUAUUGUAAAGAGACUGUCAGCCACUGCUUAUCUAAUGGAUAAGGUUGGCAAGGCGCCAAAAGACAGACUGUGCAGAAGAGAUGUUGGCAUGAGUGAUACCUCCAUCACUUCUUUCCUUGGUUCUUGUUCAUUGCUCCUUCAAACCUUAAUGGAGGCUGAAGUUAGCAGUGAUGAAAUGAAGGAACCAUCUCUCGACAUAGAAGAUACUUGGUCAUCUGUGGAAGGCCCAACAUCAAUAGUGGAUCUGGCUCUAGAACAAAGACAUGUUCAUUACCCAUUGGUUCAGCACCACUAUAUUUUGGCUGUUAUUAUGCAUGGAAUAAUGCUGUUUGGAAUGAAGUCUGUCAAAAUAUUUAGUCUCUUUGACAGUAAGGGUAAAAAUGCAUUUUUCAAGGAGCUAACAUCAAUUCAGCUGCUGCCAAGUGGAGAUAUGGAUCCUAAUAUAGUGUCUCUCAGACAGCAGUUCCUCAUGAAAUUAGUCAGUGCUUCAGUGAAAGAACUAGUCAAACCUGCAAAGACUGAAUGUACUUCUAAACAGCAAUCACAUAGAGAACAAAACGAAGACUGGCCGUCAGUGGCAGUGGAGCUGUCUCAGAACCUCCAAGUAAAUGAGGAUGUUAUCCGCCGACAUUAUGUAUGUGAGCUGUAUAAUCAUGGAAUUGACCAUAUUGGUGAAGAGGCCCUUCUGCAGGUACAUGAUCAAGAGGUUCUGGCAUCACAACUGCUUGUACUGACAGGACAGAGACUUGCAUAUGCUUUACUUCAUACUCAGACUAAGGAAGGCAUGGAGCUGCUGGCCAGACUCCCACCAGUGUUGUGUACAUGGCUUAAGGCUAUGGAUCCUCAUGAUCUUCAGAACACAGAUGUGCCAAUUAUAGCAACAGCUAAACUGGUGAACAAACUGAUAGAACUCUUACCUGAAAACCAUGGGCAGUACAGCCUGGUGCUGCACCUGUUAGAAGCAGUUGAAGCCAUAUCCUCCUUGUGACAAGAAUUGACCAAUCUUUAUUUAAAUAGGUCUUCAGAUAUGACCAGCUGUGAAAAGCUUGGAUCGUUUUGAUGUAAAUGAGCCAUUUAUGUUUCAAUUAAUCAUGUUCUUGAAUACUUAUUGUUAUAGGUGGGUACUGAAAGUUCUGUUAGACUCUUCAAUUUCUGUUCUAUUAUGUGAGAUAUCCUAAUGCCCAAAUAGUUUGCAUGGCCAUAGUUACAUACAGCUGAAGCAAAGCUCACUCGUAUCAUUUUAUUGCUAGAAGAUGGCAUCAGUCUCAAAAUAAACCAUAUUAUGUUGCUGUAGCUAUGCACAUUAAAUGUUAGCUCAAGCAAGUCUGUUCUCAAGGUAUUAUGUAGUGAACGAGGUUGCAUUGUAUGGUCCAUACAUCUAUAAUUUCUAAUCCCAUUGUUGGAAUGUCUGAAAAAAUGGGAGGAAUUUUGCAACUUGUUUUCCCAGCAGUAAACAACCCAAACAUUCUACUAAGAAUAUUGAUAAUGUCUAUUUAAAAAAAGCCUUAUAUCGCAACCCUAUUACACACAAAGGAAAAUUUGAGUUUAUUUUGUUAAUAUAAAGACAAAAGUUUUUAUUUCCUCAAUUUUUUUUGGAUUUGUAUAAGUAACAAAAUGAACAGUGAUCAGACAGCACUAAUGUGUGUACAGAUACAUUUCCACACUUAUCAGUGGACAAAAACCAAUUGUAAUAUUGUAAAUUAUUGAUCAUAACUAAAUAAAAACUUCAAUCCCUGC